This is a messenger RNA of Mus caroli (Ryukyu mouse), 993 nucleotides long. RefSeq names its product ribosomal protein S19 (gene Rps19). NCBI's taxonomy places the organism in Eukaryota, Metazoa, Chordata, Mammalia, Rodentia, Muridae. Gene Ontology annotation, molecular function: transmembrane signaling receptor activity; RNA binding; structural constituent of ribosome. Gene Ontology annotation, biological process: B cell differentiation; B cell receptor signaling pathway; translation. Gene Ontology annotation, cellular component: cytosolic small ribosomal subunit; membrane; external side of plasma membrane. The record is from RefSeq and is a predicted model, not a curated record.
UGACUCACUGGAAGACGAUGCCAGGGGGUCUAGAAGCCCUCAGAGCCCUGCCUCUUCUCCUCUUCUUGUCCUACACCUGCCUGGGUCCUGGAUGCCAGGCCCUGCGGGUAGAAGGGGGUCCACCAUCCCUGACGGUGAACUUGGGCGAGGAGGCCCGCCUCAUCUGUGAAAACAAUGGCAGGAACCCUAAUAUUACAUGGUGGUUCAGCCUUCAGUCCAACAACUCAUGGCCCCCAAUGCCACUGGGUCCUGGCCAUGGUACCACAGGCCAGUUGUUCUUCCCCGAAGUAAACAAGAGCCACAGGGGCUUGUACUGGUGCCAAGUGAUAGAAAACAACAUAUUAAAACGCUCCUGUGGUACUUACCUCCGCGUGCGCAAUCCAGUCCCUAGGCCCUUCCUGGACAUGGGGGAAGGUACCAAGAACCGCAUCAUCACAGCAGAAGGGAUCAUCUUGCUGUUCUGUGCAGUGGUGCCAGGGACGCUGCUGCUAUUCAGGAAACGGUGGCAAAAUGAGAAGUUUGGGGUGGACAUGCCAGAUGACUAUGAAGAUGAAAAUCUCUAUGAGGGCCUGAACCUUGAUGACUGCUCUAUGUAUGAGGACAUCUCCAGGGGACUCCAGGGCACCUACCAGGACGUGGGCAACCUCCACAUUGGAGAUGCCCAGCUGGAAAAGCCAUGACUGACAUGCCCCACCCUUCCCGCUCCACCCCUGCCUGCCAUAUGUCUGACUCCAGCAUCCCUGCCUCCCCACUCUUCCCCUGGAGUCCCCUCUUCCCAGUGCCACUCGAGUGGCCUACCCUUGCCUCCAGGCUGCCCCACCCUAUUCUCCCACCUAAUCUUGUCCUUCCCCAAGUCCGGCUCCCUCUCUAGUGGGUAAUGAGCCCUUAAUAGCUGCCUCUAGGGGAGCUGAUUACAGCAGCCUCGUUAGUGUCACCCCCCUCCUCCCAGAUCUGUCAUGGCCACUUAAGUGAUAAUAAAUCCUUCCCAAAGCA